AUGACAUCUCCGAACAAUCGACGUAUUGUGUCUCAGAGGUCACUGGAAAGACAGAAUAGUAAAGAUGAUCCUUGGUGUUUGACCUGUGGGGUCAAUUUAGCCCUGGACGGUGGGACUUACACGGUGGUCACACGACACAGCAAUGGCGAUCUGUGUGACAUAUUCUCCCGCGUGCUGGGGGCGGAGUUUCGCGAGGACUAUGCUUCAGUUAACGUAUGUAACAGAUGUGAGAGGCAGCUGAGGCGACUUGGAAGGUAUAACAGUAUUGUAUUAGCUAGACGCGAAGGUGAGAAACUGAGAGAGCAGCUUGAAAAAAACCUGUCCAAACACGGUCAAGAGGUUGUUGAGUCCGGUCACUCUGAGGACAUACCCUUACCAGCUUCGGACACAGACGUUUUUGCGAAGAGUGAAACUGUUAUUUCUUCCAGCACUGGGGAAAAUCGACAAGGCUAUGAGCGACAUUCCAACAUCAAGAAGCCUGGAAAACACACAAGUCGAAGUGUGAGCAGCGUACAUUUUGAGGAUAAAGAAGAAGCUGGAAGAAGACAUGCCUUACUAAGGAAGUAUAGCGCCCCAGAAGGUAUACGCAAAAGAGAAUCACUUUCUCCAUUCAGUGAGUCUGAAAGACGCAGAGAAGCCAGGCGCCGGAAAUGGUCAAGUGCUUCCUCAACCAGUGAAGAAAACGCGGUAACUUCUUUCGCUAUUCCACCGGACAGGAAACUUUCGCUAAGCAACCGAACUUCUCCAUUAGCGUCUGACCAACAGAGAUAUGUAAAAAUGUCAGACCAAACAGAAAUACCUUCUGAUCAGCAAGAGUUUUCAGAUGAAGUGAUUACAGAUAGCUCUAACAUCACCGAAGAACCAACAGACGGAUCACCGGAAGUAGCUCAGACUGUUAUCAACACAGAACAAGAAGAUACGAUAGCCAGAGAGGGACAGGAAUUGCAGACUGAUAGAAGUGA
Candidula unifasciata is the source of this 962-nucleotide messenger RNA. NCBI's taxonomy places the organism in Eukaryota, Metazoa, Mollusca, Gastropoda, Stylommatophora, Geomitridae. The record is from the annotation of a GenBank genome assembly.